Messenger RNA from Dentiscutata heterogama, 781 nucleotides. NCBI's taxonomy places the organism in Eukaryota, Fungi, Glomeromycota, Glomeromycetes, Diversisporales, Gigasporaceae. The record is from the annotation of a GenBank genome assembly.
GCUCAAGGAAUUGCGAAAAGCAAUAAAUUAUGUUGUCCUUGUGCUGCUAUCUGAAUUAGAAUGGCAUGACCAGCUUGAUGGUGAAUAUUUGAAUCUUAUUCUAUUAUUAAAACUAUUUUAUGAUGCUACUACUAUAUUUUCUGGCUCUAAUUACUCUACGUUCAACCUUAUUUAUCCAACAAUGAAGCUUCUUAUCAAAAAGUUUGCACUUUCUGAUAGUCAAACUGAAGAUGACUAUACCGAUUUAUUGUUUAGACCUAGAAAGCAAAUAAGUGAUCAAAAGCCAAUUUAUUGUGAUAAUAAAGAUUCUUCUAAAUUAGAUAUAAAGUAUAAGAACGAAAAAAAAAAAGAUCAUAGAAAAGCUAAAAAAAAUAUAUCUAAACAGUGUAAUGAUUCAAGAUUUAAAAAUCAUUAUUUAAUAGAACCACCUGUUACUAGUGUAGAAUUGCAUAAUCUGUUUAUUGAUGAUGAGAAUAUAAAGAUAACCACAAUCAACAUAGUGCGAAGGCUUUAUUCAGAGGAAGAAUAUCGCCAACCUUUGAUCGAAGAAAUUUCAAGAGAUAAUAGUUUUGUUGAGUCUUCUAGUAUUUUAGCUUCUAAACCCACAAUAACUAAUGAUUUAAUGGCAGAUUUAUAUAGUAAUAAAGAAUCAGGUAGUGUAAAUGAAGAGAGUGAGAUUGAUCAUUAUAUUCAAAAGCCUAUUCAAAGAAGAAAGUGCAACUCUUUAACAUGGUGGCGAGAUAAUGCAGACAAAUAUCCCACAUUAUCAAAACUGGCUUAG